AUGGCUACCGUCCUUGAAUCCAUCGUCGUUCCUUGCUCCUCCGCUCUACCUUCGGCCACUCUCUCCCCGAUAGCCACCUCCUCCGUUUCUUCCCGCACCGCCCGCCUCGGAUUGCCUCACUUCACUGGCCUCAAGGGUGUUUUCGGUCCUUUUAAUUCGGAGCUUGAGGAACUGAACCCAAUUACAUCUGUAAACAUCUCAAACUCAACAGCUUUAUAUUACUCUGAUUACUUUCCCGAAGAUUUCCAGAUUCCCCCGCCGGCGAUGGAGAUCCAAAAACAAAAACGAGUAAUGGAAAACAAUUACUUUCCUGAAGAUAUCAUAGGCAAGAUCCUGGUGAAAUUGCUCGUCAAAGACGUCAUCAGAUGCAGCGCCGUGUGCAAGUCAUGGAACUCCCUCGUCAAAACCCUUACCUUCAUUCAAACCCACCUCAACAAUCAAACCACUGCCGGCGACGUUUCGAGGCUCCUCCUUCUCAUCUCCCUCCAAUCAAACGAUUUGCAUUGGGAUAACCCUGCAUCUUCAUUCGGUCAGUAUUCGAAACUCCUAAAUCCAAUUCUCAGCAAUAAGAAUAGUAGCUGGACUAAAGGUAUGGAUUACGAAGUGAUCGGAACUUGUAACGGACUCGUAGGCCUGGCUAUUUCCUCAUCUUAUAUUGACCCCUGCCCUCCUGUAAUUCUCUGGAAUCCUUCCAUAAGAAAAUUCGGGUUUUUGCCUAGUCCUAGUCGUGCCGUUGAGUGCUACCGGUAUGAAAGUUAUAGUCUCUGCUACGAUUCUCGUAUCGGUGAUUAUAAGGUUGUGAGAAUUGUCAUGGAACCUGAUCGCGAGGUUGAGGUUGAGGUUUGGUCCUUAGCCAGGGGUACCUGGAAGAGUCUUAGUAAUGUUCCUGCUGAUUUCCCCCCUUAUACAGAUCGUACUGCUUUUGUCAACGGUGCUUUUCACUGGGUUCAACGCCACCAUACAAGGAAGGGGGAGAUGGACGAGGACUGUACAGUUUCCGUUGUGGCAUUGGACAUGGUUGAUGAAUCAUUUCGUAAUGUCGAGAUUCGCCAAGGUUUUUGCAGAGACUAUCCACCCAUGAUUUCAAAGUACCAUGGUGGUGGGGAUCAUUUGUGGCUUGCCUUAUUUGAGAUUCAGGGAAACUCGUCUUUUGACUUGUGGGUGAUGAAAGAGUACGGUGUGGUGGAAUCAUGGACUAAAUUAUUCGAUGUGUGUCUGCUAGGACCUCCGGAAGAAGAACCUUGUGUCGAGCCACUUGGUCUUACAAAGAGUGGUCAUGUGGUGGUCAGAUGGGGUCGAGAUUUUGAGUUUACUUCGUUCAAGACUUAUGACCCUAAGGACAAACAGUUUAGAGAUUUUGGAAAUGAGGCAUAUCACUACUACUUCAUGGAUUCUUUCGUGGAGAGCCUUGUCUUACUUGGCCAAACCAAUGUUUUUUCUUACUGA
Fragaria vesca subsp. vesca is the source of this 1446-nucleotide messenger RNA. Its product is annotated as F-box protein CPR30-like. Lineage: Eukaryota; Viridiplantae; Streptophyta; Magnoliopsida; Rosales; Rosaceae. The record is from RefSeq and is a predicted model, not a curated record. The coding region runs from base 1 to 1446 and encodes 481 amino acids. The transcript has 2 exons. Gene Ontology annotation, molecular function: protein binding.